GUGUGAGGGCAGGCAAGAGCCAUGAGACCUCCAGGUCUCUCUGGGUGUUGGGAGACACCUCUUUUGCUUCUUCUAACACUGCAGGAGACAGAAGUGGGGUGGGGGGUGUCUCAGUGUGUCCAUUCAAAGGCUAAAGAAACUGCAGCUCAGACUAGUUCAGCAACUCUCCUAAAUGGUGUGGUUAAAACUAAGAAUUGUGACCCAUUUUCCUGUAUCCAGGUCCUCGUGAUGCCCUGGGUUCAGACCGUAACACCCACCCAUCCCUGAGUGCUGGGGAUUUAAGGCAGCAGUGCCUCCUUUCAGGAAAUUGCACACACGCUGGAAACUCCUGCAUGCUUCCCUUACUAUAAUCUGUCACCAAAGGCUGGAUAUUCCUGUGCCGGGGCUCGUGCCAGCACCUCGGCUGCCAGGUGCUGCUCUCCAACUCUCACAUGAGCUGCCCUCCCCCAACUCCUCUCCACAGGGCCCCCACUCCACCUGCUCCCAGACGAGGACAACUUGUGGCCAAGCUCAGGGGCACAGCGGAGGAGCUCUGUUUCUGAUUUUUCUCGCCUUUCUUGGAGAUGCCUGUGCUUGGAAGGGAAGGCAGAACAUUGUAUCUUGGAACAAAUCUGCUUUUGAUCAUGCAAAUGAAUGCCUGGUUAAUGUAGGCAGACUGUCAAUUUCACCAGUUAGAAAGAGAAAGGAAAGGGGGGGAAAUUCCCCAUGACAGCUACUGAUGAAGAAUUUCAAUAGAAAGCUGCUACUUCGGAAAAUAAGAUCAUUUGCCGCGAAUGGAGAACCUCUCAGGCAGCCCUGAUGCCCCACCGAUGACCCAGGGAGCAGGGUCCUGGUCAGUUCCUGGCUAUUGUGUCACUCCAGCUGACAGUGCUGCUAUGGGGCCCAACGGCACCUGAUCCCCACCUCCUGAGGUCUUGGAAUAGAUAUCCAUCUCUUCUUAUUUCCUCGCAGAGAGAAGCCUGCUCAGAGUGGUUACUGAAAACAGGAACCUGCCCUUCUGCAAGCCCUGUGCCUUCCUUGUUCCUAGCAGAGGAAGUAUGCGGCCAGUUUAGCAACUGCAGUUCUUCUGGGUGGCAUGGGCUGCUUCUCCUCACCCGUGAGAGGCCCGACUGUCUGUUUAUUCCGGAGGAGCAGCACUUGACAGACGGAGAGGCAGUGAUUCUGCGUCCAGCAAUUUCUCUGCAGACAGCUCCCACAGGAGUCAUGCUCAGUGUGUGAAGAAGAGGAAACCAAGGUCCAAAUUCACACAGAGGAAAUAGCAUUGGCCCAAAGACCGGAGGGAAAAUAAGGUUCCGGGGAUCUCCAACGGCCCCAGGGAGAGAGAAAGAAAUGGGAAACAGCAUGAAAUCCACCCCUGUGCCUGCUGAGAGGGCUCUGCCCAGCCCAGAGGGACUGGAUAGUGACUUCCUCGCUGUGCUGAAUGACUACCCAUCUCCUGACAUCAGCCCCCCUAUAUUCCGCCGAGGGGAGAAACUGCGUGUGAUUUCUGAUGAAGGGGGCUGGUGGAAAGCUAUUUCUCUUAGCACUGGUCGAGAGAGUUACAUCCCUGGAAUAUGUGUGGCCAGAGUCUACCAUGGCUGGCUCUUUGAGGGCCUGGGCAGAGACAAGGCCGAGGAGCUGCUGCAGCUGCCAGACACGAAGGUCGGCUCCUUCAUGAUCAGAGAGAGUGAGACCAAGAAAGGGUUUUACUCGCUGUCGGUGAGACACAGGCAGGUAAAGCAUUACCGCAUUUUCCGCCUGCCCAACAACUGGUACUACAUUUCUCCGAGGCUCACCUUCCAGUGCCUGGAGGACCUGGUGAACCACUAUUCUGAAGUGGCUGAUGGCCUGUGCUGUGUGCUCACCACGCCCUGUCUGACACAAAGCACAGCUGCCCCGGCAGUGAGGACCUCCAGCUCACCUGUCACUUUGCGUCAGAAGACCGUGGACUGGAGGAGAGUGUCCAGGCUGCAGGAGGACCAUGAGGGAACAGAAAACCCACUUGGGGUAGACGAGUCCCUUUUCAGCUACGGCCUUCGAGAGAGCAUCGCCUCUUACCUGUCCCUGACCAGUGAGGACAACACCUCCUUCGAUCGAAAGAAGAAAAGUGUCUCCCUGAUGUACAGUGGCAGCAAGAGAAAGAGCUCAUUCUUCUCAUCACCACCUUACUUUGAAGACUAGCCAAGAACAGACACAAUGGUUCAUGCCCUAAAGGAACAGAUGUUCCAACGAUUGCUUGGAAUCUUGCAAAAAGCAAGAUUCCCUGAUCCCCGGGAAACUCAUAUAUUUUAGGAGCCAAGAGAAGCCACAUGGAGACUCAAAGCUGCAUCUUCUCUAUUCACAUCGUGACCACAGGAACUCUGGCCUGGUGUCCGAUCAGGGCAGUGGCUUCAUGAAAGAUUGGGUCAUGACAUGUCAGGCAGUGCUUGGAAGAGCUCAGCAUGUAUCUGUGCACACAUUGUGUAUGUAAGACACAGGACAAAGCCACCCUCACAAGAAAGUGCACCAGGACCAUUCUCCAAGGAACUGGACCUGUCCAGAUAGCUAUGCUCCAAGGUCGUUGGAGGGAACUUCCGUAUGGCCAAGGCUGAGAGGGAGAGGAAACAAUAGCUAUGGACUGGCAGAAGGUCUGGGUUUGCAGAUGCAUCCCCGUGAAUGGAACUACUUUAACCAAUCCAUAGGGAUCUCUCGUAUGCUUUCCUCUCUUUUUAUAGGAACUCUGUGACACUAAACAUUAGCCCGAAAAACUUCUGAGCCUUCAAUUGGGAGAUACCUUGGGCCUGCUCCUGUACCAAAGCCAUGUGGGUGGAAGGCAGAUAGCCCCGCUGAUUCUGCAGAGGGCCAGAAGAAUGAGAGAGAGGAAGGCUGCUGGCAGGGAAAUUGAGGGGGCAAGCCUAGAACUGCGCCAGCUGUCCUGGUGUCUGCAGCCAUGGCUUUGCAGUGCAGAGAGAGCUUCUCUGGAAUGCUGGGAUUCUUGCCUACAUUAAUGCAUCAACUAUUCAUUUAUUGCCUGAAGAGGCAUUGCAUUAGGUCCUAUGUAAUGUGUCAUGUAGGCCAGAAAAAAAAAUGCCUAAGUCCCAACCCCCAAUAGAGGUGUUCACACUGUAGACAGGUUAAAAAGUGGUUAAAAAUAAUAUGUAAAAAUAGAAAUCACUCAUGGGUUAGGGUGGAAUUGGAGGCAGGUGAUGGACAUUCAGAAGCUCACUUUCUAGCUGUUCUUCAGAGUGAAAGGGCUGGCUGGAAUAGCUGAAUUUUUUAAAUGAAAUGGAUACAUUCUAAAGAAUGAAUUCAUCCAGUACUUUAUUCUAAGAAGGGUCUGGCAUCCGUAUGACAAAAAAUGCUGAGCUCCAGGAAAGAUGGGGAAUCCAAGUGGAUUAAUGAUGUCACGCAUAAUUUUAAGAGACAAGGGAGAAAACACAGUGUAUAGCCAGAGAGGGAGAAGCAGGGAUCUUCAGAGCUCCCAUCCAAAUCCUGCUAGGAGGAGAGUGGGCUGCAGAUGAGUCUAUGACUCAUGUUUUCCUGUUUCAAAGGGAUCCUGGGGAAGGAGGGGCACAUACUUUCAGUAUCUUUCCCUGCCUUCAGAGUCUGUCUGCUCACAUAAGCAUUCCAUCGAUCUGAGCUCAUUGUGCUAGUGGUAUGUAUAUGUGCAGUUACACGAUCUUCUGUAUCAUAGAUUCCAGUGUGUUUAUACAAGGAGGCAUCUGUGGUUUCCCCAACAAUUCCAAAAGGCUAUUUCAAAAGAACCAGCCAAUGUAUGAGAAAUGAAUGUAACACUGUGGACACUGACUUCCCACACAAGGCAAGGUGACCCCUGAACUCCAGAUGUCUGCAUAGCAUCUUAUGUAUUGUUUUCCAUUGUGACAAAUGUGAUUGGAAUGUUGGGGAGCACCCAGAGGGAUUUCUAAGUGGGGAGCAUUACACUUCGCUAAAUCAUGUAUUUAUUCCUGAUUAAAAUAAACCUAAUAAAUAUUUAACCCUUGGCA
Callithrix jacchus (white-tufted-ear marmoset) is the source of this 3962-nucleotide messenger RNA. The record is from RefSeq and is a predicted model, not a curated record. NCBI's taxonomy places the organism in Eukaryota, Metazoa, Chordata, Mammalia, Primates, Cebidae.